Messenger RNA from Triticum turgidum subsp. durum (durum wheat), 966 nucleotides. Lineage: Eukaryota; Viridiplantae; Streptophyta; Magnoliopsida; Poales; Poaceae. The record is from the annotation of a GenBank genome assembly.
AUGGGGAGGGCGCCGUGCUGCGACAAGGCGACGGUGAAGAGGGGGCCAUGGUCGCCGGAGGAGGACGCGAUGCUCAAGGCCUACAUUGAGGAGCGUGGCACCGGCAACAACUGGAUUGCACUGCCACACAAGAUUGGGCUGAAGAGGUGCGGCAAGAGCUGCAGGCUGAGGUGGCUCAACUACCUGAGGCCCAACAUAAAGCACGGGGACUUCACCCCAGAGGAGGACAGCACCAUCUGCAAGCUCUACAUUAGCAUCGGAAGCAGGUGGUCAAUCAUCGCCGCACAGCUGCCGGGAAGGACCGACAACGACGUCAAGAACUACUGGAACACCAAGCUCAAGAAGCGGCUCCUCGGCGGCCGCGGCAAGGACCGCGGCGCCAGCACACAGCAACACCGCCAGGGCGAGCUGGACGGCGCCAACAAUGACGACGAGCAGCAGCCGCUGAGCGCGUCGGCGAUGGAGAGGAUCCAGCUCUGCAUGCAGCUGCAGGAAAUGCAGAACCCCCUCAGCAGCAUCGGCAACCACAACAACCCCUUGCACCUGUGGCAGCCUGGCAGCCAUCAUCAGAUAGCCGCCACUUACAGUAACAACAGUAACAACAACAGCAACAGCAGCCGCAGCAGCAGCUUGGAUGUAACAGUAGCUGCUGAGCAGGGGCAGUCCAGCUCUCUGAACGAUCAGCACCUCGGCGGACAGCAGCAGCUGGAGAUGGCAGCCGCCGCAGACGGCCUGGCCUCGCCGUCGAGCGCGGGCAACUCCAACAUGGUCACUAUCGAAGCCGAGCUUCAGGAGCUUCUCUACAGCACUACGACGACGACGACGACCGACAGCGUCGUCACGCAGCAAGGGGGUGUGGACUGGUGGAGCUAUGAUCAGGGCAAGUCCCCUGUGCACUGCUGGGACUUCGCCCCUGAAACCAGCUCGGUUCUCCAGGACAACGCAGCUGUGGUGUAUGACAUGUGA